Eimeria acervulina is the source of this 2833-nucleotide messenger RNA. RefSeq lists its product as hypothetical. Gene Ontology annotation, biological process: proteolysis; DNA integration. The record is from RefSeq and is a predicted model, not a curated record. NCBI's taxonomy places the organism in Eukaryota, Apicomplexa, Conoidasida, Eucoccidiorida, Eimeriidae. The annotation marks the transcript as partial. Gene Ontology annotation, molecular function: aspartic-type endopeptidase activity; nucleic acid binding. The transcript has 3 exons.
AUGGCGCGUGAUACCGACAACAGCCGAGAAGUGGAUGACGGAGUAUCUCUUGAGGACAGUCAAUCCGUCACAAAGGUUAAGUUGCCACCGUGGUGGUGGGAGCUCGUUGUCAAUGAGGGCUCCAAAAUGGAAGGAAUGUUGUGCACCGUGGGCACACCGGCCGUACUACCCGUGGAGGUGGUAGGGCAUUCCUGUGACGCGCUCCUGGACACUGGAGCCUCACGCAGUUUCAUCAACCCUCGAUUGGUUGAAGCCUUGCAACUGAAAGUGAGGAAACUUUCGGAUGUGUGUGCAUUUACCGUAGCGAACGGUGCUCAGCUGCGUAUUGAUCGAACCGUGAAGAACUUGACGGUCUGGUGUGGACGUGAAUGUUUUACCGGCGAUUAUCUAGUGGGCCCAGUUCCCUAUGAUAUAGUCCUAGGAUUUGAUUGGUUGACGAAACAUAAAGUUGCCUGGUACUCCCAACCGGAUACGUUGAGAACGUAUCUGGAUGGUAGGUUCUGUGAAUUGCCCCUAGUGCACAUACACAUGGACAAACGAACUGAAGACGGUCUCCAAACCGCGCCCAAACGGACUCUAGCAGAAGACGCGUACGAUCUUCUGGCUGGGCAGGUGGCUGAAAUGACUGAAGCGGAGGCCGCUGCCCUUCUACGGUCGCUUCCCAAGCGAACUAAGCAACGCACCACGCCUGGAAAGAAAGUGCCUAUUCAAGCCUUGAUCGAACAAGCACGAACCAACACCACUGGAUUACGAACUUCACUACACGGUAUGAAUAUGAUAUUGGCUUUGCCCAAAGUUGACGGAUCCGUUGCCCUUAGGAUACCUGCGGAACAACAAGGCGUCUUGUGCUGUGCCAUUAUUAGCCUUGACAAUUCACAGACAGCGGAAGUCCUCCCUACACCUUCAGCAGAUAUUACGCAUACCUCGGAUGAUGAAGACUCGCCAUGGCAUACAGCCAAGCUGGACUUCACACUUUUCGACACGUGGAUGCAGUCACCCGAGUCCCAGGACCUCCCACGGGAGAAACGUGGAGAGCUGCAGACACAUAGAGGAGUUUUCCCUGACAACCUGCCACCAGGCUUACCACCCAAGCUCCCGCACGAUCACCACAUCAUAUUAGCCCCUGGCAAGCUCCCAGCUAAAUCGGUUAUAUACCGUAUGACUCCUUAUCAGCUUCGAUUUCACAAGCAGGAAAUCGCCAACCUGUCAGCACAUUGUUGGAUCGGUCCCACGUAUUCCCCAAUCUGCACGCCUGCGAUCAUGGUCGAUAAGAGGGAUGAUGGUACAGGCGAGCGUAAGAUGCGAAUGGUGGUUAACUACCAAGCCCUAAAUGCACCUACGGUCGCACCUGACUUUUCGUUACCUCCGAUCCAAACGAUCUUGGAGAUGCCGGGCGGCGCCAAAUAUUUUUCCACUCUCGACUUAGAGGCAGGCUUCCACCAGAUCCGCAUGGCCAAAGCGGAUCGCUGGAAGAGGGCGUUCCGUUCAUUUUACCCGAAAUUUCGCAAGUGCCAGUUCGCGCGCCAGGAACUUACGUAUUUGGGAUAUACCAUCGGCGCAGAAGGGAUAAAACCUGCAGCAGACAAGAUUGAUGCAAUCCGGGUGUGGCCAGAAGUGCUGGAGAACGAGACGCAUGCACGGCAGUUCCUUGGUGCUGUUAAUUACUGUCGUAUGUUCAUGGGUCCCGAUUAUGCUGGCACUUCCCGCCCCCUUGUUACCAUGACUCGCAAAGGCCCCCCCUUUCACUGGACAGCCGGAUACACCCAGGCGGUUCGCCCCCUCAAGCAGCGUCUCAUUGAUAAUACCACCCUCCAGGUCCCAGACACCUCUAAGCCUUUUGAGCUCUACACCGAUGCCUCCUGCUACGCCAUUGGCGGCGUACUCGAAGAAGCUGGACUGCCAUUUGGGUUCCUCAGUCAGGCCACGACCCCCGUUCAACAGAAAUAUUCGAUCUACGAUCAAAAACUGUUGGCACUAGUCACAGCCCUCGACAAGUGGUCUCACCUACUACGCGUCGGUAAGGUUACCGCAUUCACCGACCAUCAAGGUCUUACCGACUUACGGAAGCUCCAGACGUCCAAGCCCUUGCGGGGACGCUCUGCCCGGUGGUUAGGUUUCCUCGCGGAGUUCCCUGAUCUCACUAUCACCUAUCUACACGGUGCGCGUAAUACGGUGGCCGACGCGUUGUCGCGUCUUCCUUGUCAUUCCUCUUCACAACCGUCCCCCCCGCCUAGCCCAUAUUUGCCUCCUCUCUCGGGGUCCUUGGCUCCGCUCAUGUUGGCUCCUGCACACCCAGAUCCAGCUCUUCACUGCCGGGGGAAGCAGACCAACUACCGGCAGCUGGCUGGCAUUCGUCGUCGCACGCCUCGGGCUCGUCCGCAGUCUCCUCCCGUUGCGCUCAAGGCCAGCGAGUUCUCUGCUGAAGGCACCGAGCCAUCCGUCAUCCUCCCAGUGCAGCCCGCCGAUUCCGUAACCCUGGAUUGGCCGGCAGCUUAUGCGAAGUGUCCCGUUUGCCGAGUCCCCUACAACACGGCGGUCCAGGCAGUCGGUUUACACUACCGCGCCUCUAAGUCCCUCAACCAAAAGCCUGCCGGUCUUCUCCAACAGUUAAUUAUUCCCUCCCGUCGCUGGAGCCACGUCAGCUUGGAUUUCAUUACCGAACUCUCGCUUACGAAGACGGGACAUGACUCUAUCUUUGUGUUGGUUGACUCCCUUAGUAGGGUGGCACACUUCGUCCCCGCGAAAAAAACAUUCACAGCCGCAGAUACAGUGGAUGUUCUCGCCGGUCGCCUUAUUCGUUAUCAUGGGCUACCAGAGGCCUUCAUUUCGGACC